GCUCGGCGCUCUUGUAUACUGUGAAGUGAAUAAAAUUGUUACACUUGGUUUCGUCUCUUCGUUCGAAAAGAAAGUAAACAAGCAAAACUAAAAAUGCCUUGUUCCGCGGUGACUCUUUCUCUGGCCACCAUCACCGGUAUCAUCGCCACCGCUCUUCUGGCGAUCGCCUUUUCUACGGACAACUGGCUCUACACCGAGGUCAAGCGAGCCCAAAUACAGCAAUAUGCCGCGAAGAAUCGAGAGCAGAGUAUGCAGCUAGUCGACCAGAUGAACUCCAAGUUUUACUACUACACCAGGACCCAAGGACUCUUCAGGAUAUGUUAUCCGAAAGAGAGACCACCGACUGUCGAGACUUACCUCAGCCCGGUGGAAACGCACUGUAUGAAUAUCGACUACUUCAUCCCGGACGAGGAGAAUCAGACGAGGGGUUUCUCGGACGACGCUAUAGCUCGCCUUCAUAUGGGCAGAUCGGUGAUCGCCUUGUUCAUGAUUGGAUUUUUGGCAAUCUUUUCCGCAUUCUGGACCGGAGUCGUUGGCUGCUGGCGAAGGUCUCCAGGAAACAUAACAGCGACGGCGAUUCUGAUGCUCUUCGCCUGUCUCUUGAGCGCUGGUGGUAUGGGUCUUUGGCACGGGGUCGAAUACUAUGAGAAGGAAAAGGUCGUCGGAGAGGAGUAUUAUCAGCAAUGGAGCAACGUAUUGAAGGACAACUCGAUAGUGUCGUACGAUUGGUCGUACGUCGUCGCUUGGGUCGGCGUCGGUUGGUCUCUGGUCAGCGCAAUCCUGUUUAGCGCAGCGGCCAUUUGCUUGCGGGGCGAACGGUUGCGAGAGGAGGCUAUGAACAUGCAGUACCUCAUGCCUGUUUAUCCCCAAAAGCAACAAUACGCAUACGCCGGUUAUCCCCCGCCAGCCGCCUAUCCAGGGCCGUAUUAUCACGGUUCCCAAUACGGUCCGUACAACUACUGAUAUCGUCAAGGAGUGAGAAGAUGAGAGAGUGGAAAACGGAAUUCGAGAAAAUGGUUAAAAAUUAAAAUUUCUACAAGGAAUUUAACGCAGCGACGAUAAA
Molecule: messenger RNA, 1063 nt
Organism: Diprion similis
Lineage: Eukaryota; Metazoa; Arthropoda; Insecta; Hymenoptera; Diprionidae
Exons: 7
Coding region: 94-963 (289 amino acids)
Cellular component (GO): membrane
Source: RefSeq, a predicted model, not a curated record